AUGGAUCUCUUUGGGUCGGUCAAUGUGCACAGUAUUAGUGGUGACUUAUGCUGUUUGGUUGUAACUGAUGAUUUUACAAGGUUUUCGUGGGUGGUAUGCAUGGAGAGGAAAGACCAGACGUUUGAGUCAUUAAUGGUUCUAUUCAAAAAGAUGGAGACGCUAUAUAAGCUGCCGAUUAGAAGAAUAAGAAGUGAUAAUGGAACGGAAUUCAAGAAUAAUAGAAUGCUCGAGUUCUGUUACGCGAGCCUGUUGAAGAGGGUGUUUUUGCUGUGCCUGGGAAAAGUAAUACAAGUUCCGCAUGUAGACUGUCAGAAGCACACUUCACCACCACAACUUCCCGGACAAAGAUUCUUGUUCGACUAUGACAAACUCUGGGAGUCGUUUCAAUUACCGAUUCAGCCGAGUGAUGAGGAAAUUGCAAUCUUAUAUCAAUAUCAGCAGUCCAUGUCGCAAGAACAACUUCCUAGACCGCUAGUAGUUUCUCAACCCACCGGGGGUUCAAACGAUCAUGAGGCAGGUCCAAGUGGAACGACACACGAACCACCAGAGGAACCAGCUCCAACGUUUGAUAACUCUGACGACUCAGAAGAGGAAUCCGGUCCUACUUUUGACGAGGAACCAAAUGUUGAAUCAACAGAAGCUGAGGAUCACACCGGUGAUCUAGACAUUACGAACUUGCAAUCAGAAGUUACUGUGCCUGACACUACUAUGCCACGAACAUUGUCUUAUCAUCUGUCAGAGCAGAAUAUCGGUGACGUACAAAGUGGUGUUAAGACAAGAGAUCAAAUCAACAGAGCUCUUACCUGUUUUUAUUCAUCUGUUGCUCCGUUACAGGAAGAAUUCUCACUUAAAUGUUUUAUUUCGCAGAUUGGACCCAGAACGUAUAAAGAAGCUUUGACUGAAGACAGCUGGGUGAAUGCAAUGCAUGAAGAGCUGCAACAAUUCGAGAAGUUGGGAGUAUGGAGACUAAUAGACCUCCCUGAAAAUCAAAAGUUGAUUAAAACGAAGUGGGUGUUCAAGUGUAAAAAAGACGAUAGAGGAGUCGUGGUUCGGAACAAAGCACGAUUGGUGGUACAAGGAUUCAGUCAGCAAGAAGGCAUCGACUAUGAUGAGGUUUAUGCGCUUGUUGCUAGACUUGAGGCUAUUCGGAUCUUCCUGGAGUUUGCGUCAUGGAAAGACUUCAAAGUGUACCAACUUGAUGUUAAAUCUGCAUUCCUGUAUGAAAAGAUAAAAGAAGAAGUGUAUGUGGGACAACCACCGGGUUUCACUGAUCCACUACACAAGAAAAAAGCUUCGAAUGUGCUUUUCGAUCCAUUGCACAACAGUUGUUGUGACUUUGACGAAGAAAAGAAUACAAAGUUGUCUGAUUUCAGUAGCAUUUUGGAGUUUAUGAGGAUAGUGUCGAUUCAGAAAGCGUUGACUGAUCAACAUUUGGUGUAUAAAUCUCAUGUCAAACGUUUCUGGAAGCAUGCAACGUAUGAUGAAAAGAGUAAAGUGAUCAAUUCAGUUGUGAAGCAGAAUGAUGAGAAGAAAUCGAUUAUUGUUUUAGAGGCGCUUGUACGUGAAGUAUUGGAUUUUCCGGAUGAUGUAAACUCACCAACAAAAUUCCCAGAGAGGAUGGUCAAAGGUUGUAUGCUAUGA
This is a messenger RNA of Helianthus annuus (common sunflower), 1641 nucleotides long. RefSeq lists its product as uncharacterized. The record is from RefSeq and is a predicted model, not a curated record. Bases 1 to 1641 code for a protein of 546 amino acids. NCBI's taxonomy places the organism in Eukaryota, Viridiplantae, Streptophyta, Magnoliopsida, Asterales, Asteraceae. Gene Ontology annotation, molecular function: nucleic acid binding. The transcript is spliced from 3 exons.